Solanum stenotomum is the source of this 1146-nucleotide messenger RNA. Its product is annotated as probable purine permease 4. Gene Ontology annotation, molecular function: purine nucleoside transmembrane transporter activity. The record is from RefSeq and is a predicted model, not a curated record. Bases 1 to 1146 code for a protein of 381 amino acids. The transcript has a single exon. Lineage: Eukaryota; Viridiplantae; Streptophyta; Magnoliopsida; Solanales; Solanaceae. Gene Ontology annotation, cellular component: membrane.
AUGGAGUUUGUAGGUCAUGAUCAUCAAUAUCAAUCUGAAAUAACAAAUGAUUUGAUGAUCCAAAUUGAUCAUGAACUCGAAGAAACAAGUAGUAGUACUGCUAGUAAUACUUCAAACAUUAAUAAACGCUACAUAUCUCUUCUAGUAAUUAAUUAUAUGUUACUUUUUAGUGGUUCGAUUUCAUCAUCUCUACUGUCAAAAUUCUAUUUUAACCACAAAGGUGAUAGUCGUUGGGUUUCAACUUGGGUCCAAUCUGCUGGAUUCCCUCUUCUCUUUCUCCCUAUCUAUUUACCUUUUUAUGUUUUUAAAUCAACUCAUAGAAAACCAUUCACAAAUUUCACUCCCAAAAUGUUGUUACUUUCUAUUGUAAUUGGUUUCUUCUUAGGUCUCAACAACCUUUUAUUUUCUUGGGGUAAUUCUUACCUCUCCGUUUCGACUAAUUCUCUUGUUUUAUCGUCACAGUUAGUAUUCACUCUUAUCACUUCUGUCAUUAUUGUGCAACAAAAAAUCACAUUUGCAAAUCUCACUUGUGUUGUUUUACUAACGCUUAGUUCAGUUCUACUUGGCUUGAAUUCGAAUCAUGACAAACCAAAGGGUAUUACUAGAACAAAAUAUUUCAUAGGAUUUUUCUCAACGCUUGGUGCUGGAUUGUUAUUCUCUCUUUAUCUUCCAUUAAUGGAAAAAAUAUAUAAAAUAGUUUCUUGCUAUUCUAUGGUUAUGGAAAUGCAGAUGGUGAUGGAAUUAACAGCUACCGUUUUCGCAAUGUUGGGAAUGGCUAUAGACGGUGGAUUUUCAGAGAUGAUAAAAGAGAGCAAAAAUGUGUUUGAUUUGGGUGAAAAAGCAUAUUGGAUAACAGUAAUGUUAAACGUGCUGACGUGGCAGUUUUGUUUUAUGGGUACUGCUGGGAUGGUGUUUAUAACAAGUUCGUUGACAGGGGGAGUUUGUAUGACGGCGUUAAUGGCUGUUAAUGUUUUCGGUGGGGUUAUAGUGUUUGGGGAUAAUUUUGGUGUUAUGAAAAUAAUUUCUACUAUAUUAUGUGUUUGGGGAUUUGGUUCGUAUUUGUAUGGAAUAUAUAUGAAAAAAAAGGACGAAGAGAAGAAGAAAGAGGAUUCUACAGACAUUGAUGAUCAACACUCUGUAGCAUGA